GGAGUUUCGCGCGAUGCAAUUCAGUGACGAAUCUGACGAGUUUUCAAGUUUAGAAGAGGAUGGAUUUUCAUUUCCACCCAGUGCUUCCCCAACUAAAAAGAAAACAACAAUAAGGCGCAAUCUUCCCGAGUUAAAUGUAAAAAAAAGUUUAUCGGAAAAGACGAAACCCAGGCAGAAAAUUAAAGUUCCUGAAAAGGAAAGAAAAGAAACUAGUCGUAACUCACUUGAAGAAUUAAAGGUUGCUAUCUUUCGUUCUAAUCUUUCUGAUGUUAAGGAUAUAAUCGAAAAAGGAUGCAAUGUUAAUUCGGUGUUCUCUUCAAAGUGGUCACCACUCAUGUAUGCAGCAAAUUCAGGAAAUGACGAGAUUGUUUCAUAUUUAUUGAAUAAGGGAGCAGACGCCAAUUAUCAUUGUGAUAGGGAAACAGCCUUGAUAGUUGCGUGUUAUUGCGUAAAAACAGAAGAAAGAAUCUUAAACGUAGUCAAAAUUCUUAUACAAAAUGGAGCUGAUGUUAAAGCUAUUAAUCGCCGCCAUAUUUCACCGCUAAUGUACGCUGCUCGAAAUAACUACUGUAAAGUAGUAGAUUUACUUCUUAACAAUGGAGCAGAAAUUAACUCUCAAGAUGACAAGGGCUAUACAGCUCUAAUAUGGGCAGCUGAGCAAGGAAGGAUGGAGGUCGCUGGUCUUUUAUUAGACAGAGGAGCUGAUAAAAAGAUACGAAGUAAAAGAGGAACAGCGGUUGAUGUUUCUAUCGAACAAAACUAUUUAAAAUUAGCGACUCUUAUUGAUAAAUUUUGUGAGACAAAGACUGCUAAAGAAAUCUUAGAUGAUAUUUCAAAAGAAGAGGAAGAACUUAAGAAAAUUAAUAACAAUGACUAUGAAGAUUUCGGUUAUGUUGGCGAUGCGAAAUACUCAUUUAGCGAACUAGACAUGUUUCUUCACGGUUCUGGUCUUCCUGAUGUCGCCGAAAAGUUUCAAAAGCAUUCAAUAACUUUUGAAAUUUUCUUGGGUUUGAAUGAAAACGAUUUAGAGAAGAUGAAUAUUGAUGAGCUUGGGAAGAGAAAGAAGAUAUUAAAUCUCAUUAGAGAAAUAAAUAAAUCUCCAUGGAAAUCUUCUUCCUUACCUGCUGUGAAGUUUAAUGAAUCUCUUAGUUUUUUAGAUUUAGAGAAUAUAGUAGGUAAUAUUAAAAAUCAUACUGGAUAUAUUGUUCAAACACUGAAAUAUGUUGACGAACAAGUGAUGAAAAAUAGAGAUAACUUUCUUUAUACUCCGAAGGGAGCUCUUACCCCAGAAGAUAUGCACAAACUACUAACAAAAGCUCAGGAGCAAGCCGUUAGAGUCACAAAUAGUUUGAAAAGUAUUGAUGAACAUGUAGCUGAGAUAUGUGGCGGUCCAAAAAAGCUUAAAUAUUUUGAGGAAGCGGAUAAGAUUGAUACAAAAAAAUUGCGAAAUCUUAAGAAUCCAAAGAGAGAUAUCUUUAAAUAUUUUACGAUUAUCGCCAGUGUAGUUGGUAUAAGCGUUGUGAUAAAGAUCUGUCGUUAAAAGUUAAGAAACAGGAAAAACAAUCAAUACAAUUGUUAGUGAUGAAUAAAUGUUCAAUCUGAACUGGUUUGAUAAUAAUUUCCAUGAUUGUUUAAUCUAUCAUGAUCGUUAUUACGAUCAGAAUUACUUCGUUUAUAUAAACGUUUUCUUCUUCGGCUCAUUUGAAAAGGAUAGAGCGUAGAUUGGAUAUUUUGAUCAGUUUCUUUACUAGCAUAAUCAGGCAGAUGCGUUAAAUUUGAUACUCUUCCUGCACUCUUAUGUUUAUAGGAUAGUUUGAAAUAGUAAGACCAGCGAACAAGUAAAGACAUUCCUAAUAAAAAAAACAAGAAUCAAAUAUCCAAAUUACCUGAAGUGGAUUAUUAAGUUAUUCGGUUUUUGAAGAGAUAGGUCGUUCUUACGAGUAGGAAAAGAUUAAUAUUUUAUCUCCACUUUACAAAGCAACGUUCUUUGAGAAAAUUGCAUUAUUAUUUUUCGAAGAAAGUUCAAAUAAUUAACUGUAUUUGCAAUGCUCUUUUUAUAGGUGAUUAAGUAGAGUGUAGACCGUAUAAUAUGAUAACAGUAUCAACAGACUGAAAAUGUAAUAUGUAAGCUGACUGGUAGAGAGCUGUCUCUGAAACUAAUUGUAUAAAGAUCUCAAAGUAAAGUGCCGUUGGACAAGAAUGUAUGUAACAGUAAUUGUGUUAUUUAAAAUGAAUGUUUGAAAUGUUUCACAAAUUUUAU
Molecule: messenger RNA, 2260 nt
Organism: Dimorphilus gyrociliatus
Lineage: Eukaryota; Metazoa; Annelida; Polychaeta; Dinophilidae
Source: the annotation of a GenBank genome assembly